This is a messenger RNA of Pocillopora verrucosa, 1197 nucleotides long. Lineage: Eukaryota; Metazoa; Cnidaria; Anthozoa; Scleractinia; Pocilloporidae. The record is from RefSeq and is a predicted model, not a curated record.
AUGCGAGAUCAUUUUGCGAACGUUUACCUGAAAAGACUGUGGGAUUUUGGCGGGAAAACGGUACACGCAGUCGCUGAAUCGGAGGGCAGAGACAACGAAGCCGAUUUUCUGACCUUUUCAGUGGAGUCCAGAAAUGAAUGCCCUUCUCAAGACGAUUGGCAAGUCUCGCUCAAGAUUGCUGAUACAAGUGUGAAUUUUAAAUUAGAUUCAGGGUCUGACUGUAAUGUCAUUUCCAAGUCGUUGUUGGCUGGACUUCCAGUUGGUCCCAAACAGACCCGCCAGAGCAAAGCCAAGCUGAAAGUGUAUGACGGACGUCGAAUCACACCCAGGGGCAGGAUCAGCCUAACUUACGUGUUUGAGGGCCUGGCUGAGACUAAAGGCGUCCAGCACAAAAUUCAAAUUGAUCCCAAUGCCAUCCCUGUUGUGCACCCUCCCCGUAGGCGUCCUGAGGCCUUUCGCGAGCCUCUUAAAGAGAAGCUUCAGAGAAUGGAGAAGCUGGGAGUCAUUAAGAAAUGUAUAGAGCCCACUGCCUGGUUACACAGUCUUGUGGUUGCCAAGAAGAAGAAUAGCAAGCUCAGAGUGUGCCUGGAUCCUAGCAACCUCAGUCGUGCCGUCAUGCGUGAACAUUUUCCCAUGCAGACCGUGGAAGAUGUGAUUAGCAGAAUGCCCAAUGCAAAAGUGUUCAGUGUUCUUGAUGCUAACCAUGUCCUUCGGCAGGUUAAACUAGCCAAGGACAGUAGCAAGCUAGCUACCUUUAACACCCCAUUUGGUCGGUAUAGUUACAAACGUUUGCCAUUUAGGAUAGCACUGGCCCCAGAAGUCUUCCAGAAUGUUAUGUUCCAUUUGUUUCGGGACAUUGAAGGUGUUGAGGUAAUUGUGGAUGAUCUUGUUGUGUGGGGGAAAGAUGUGGAGCAGCAUGAUGUGAGGCUUAGAAAGAUGUUGGACCGCUAUCGUGGGCACAACCUUAAGCUUAACAGGGAGAAAUGCCAUUUUCGAGAAUCUGAAGUUCAUUAUGUGGGCCAUGUGUUGAGUGCAGACGGUGUUAAACCAGACCCUAAGAAAGUUGAAGCAAUAAUCGCUAUGCCAACCUCAACCAAUCGUGAAGACUUACAGAGAUUCUUAGGUGUGGUGACCUAUUUGUCUAAGUUCAUCCCAGUCAUGUCUCAGAAGAGUGCUCCACUCUGCCAGCUACUCUAG